ACGUUUGCUUCAUCACACAUUCCAUUGGAGGAAAAGAGCAAAAAUAAAUACAAACUACAAACUAAUUUCAAAUUUAACUACGUAAUAAUUUUAAUUGCAAUUAAUAAAAUUUCUAGCACACAGUUUCUACUCAACAGUUAUCUCUGCUGACAAGUAAUUAUGUCGGCCGUUGCGGAGAGGGGAGAGUUCGUGAUUUCCAGCCAAGAAGAAGAAGCCCCCUUUCUUAACCCAGAUGUAAUUGGUCACAUUUGCAAAUUCCUUGCCACCUCAGACAUAGAGAACUGUCGGCUCGUCUCGUCAUCUUGGAAUCAUGGAGCAACCCCCGUUCUAAAAUCCAGGACAAGAACGACCCUCGAAUUUUCUCCAGGAUAUGAUGAGCAUGGGAACAUUUUCGGUGCAGAUUUGGGCGGCUGGGACAUUUCCGAUGUGAUAAAGAAGCUGGAAUUUCGUCCCGUCAAUAUCCGUCUAGCGAUUCCAUCCACCGAAUACAAUCUGCCACCCCCGGAUUUCACCAUGUUUCCUUUCGACAACAAUUUUAAAUCAAUCAUUGUCGAACACCCGCUCGGCGAUCAGUUUCAUUGGCAACGGGAAUUAUUUACAAAAUUUAUUAUGUCGUCGUCCACAACUUUGGAUGAAUUGCAAUCUGACUGGCUAGAGGACGAGGUUCCCCUAGAUUUCCCCCCACUGGGGGACACCGUCUUCCCUAAAUUGACGAAAUUAGAGGUCGACCGAUACUUUCGUGGGGACGGUGCUGUCCAACUAAUUGGUCGCGCUGUGACGACAUCGUUCCCAAAACUGAAGUAUCUCUCGAUAAAAUGUGAUUAUUUAGUCGCAAUUUCAGAAACUGGACUAAAUUCGCUGCGGUCCCUCAAUUCCCUCAAGUUGAUCGGAGAUUUGGACACGAACGGGGUGGAAUAUCUCCUCAAAAUUCCUGCCAGUUUGAAGAAACUCGUUUUUGGUGGUUCUCACCCAGUCGACUUUGAAAUUGAUGCCUGUGUCGACGAGCUGCCUACCAUUUUCUACAAAUUAUUAAAGAAACACGCCCCCACUUUGGAAGAACUUGAUCUCGACAUGACCUGGAUGAACGGAGAGAAAAAUUUACAAUGGAAAUUUCCCGUGUUUCCGGUCCUGAAAAAGUUACUUAUGGAAGUGUAGAAUAAGUAUGAUAAUGGUUUCCUGAAAUUAAAAAGAAUGUAAAAAAAAGGCAACAAAAAUUGUGAUAAUUACUAGGGUUGCCCCGGGUACCGGGUAACUACCCGGUAGCCGGCAUACCCGGCCUGUUUUGGGAUACCCGGUACCCGGCCGGGUACACUUAAGUACCCGGUCUACCCGGUCGGGUAAUUUAAAUAUUCAAUUUUCUUACUUAAAAUGCAAAAAUCUUGCAAAAAAAUAUAAUCCGAGAGUUUUUAUACUUGGUAUAAAAUAAUAUAUUUGGAAACAAUGGAUACAACCUUGGCCAACACUUAUUUGAAAAUUAUGAUACAAAUUUCAAAAUUAAUUUGGGCGCACUCACGUGAGCGAAUUAUCAAUCAGUCAAUUUGAAUAUUUCGAACAUUAAGCAUAACUUGCGAAGUUUUUGGAAAUUUGCAAGAUCACUCAAAAUUUUUGCUAAAAAGCCAUUUUUUCGUAAAAUAUUUCGCAGACUCAUCCUCGCGAUCAUCAGCGAGAGAAAUUGCGAACCCCAUGACUAAAAAAUCAAAAUAGAUUUAGUCGAUUUAGGAGACUUUCGAAGUGUUAUCUUGCUAAUCGAUUCGCAAGAUAUCACCUUGAAAGUCUCGCAAAAUUUGUUUUGUGAAGUAAUCCCUUAAGAAAUAACUUUGUUACGCCUAACAAGUUUGCUAAAUGAUUGCGAUGACAAAUAAGACAUUGUCGUGAGUACGCUCUUUAUGUCAAAUCAGGGUUUUACCGUUGGGAAAAUAGGGUGGGGAAAAUGGGUGGUUAAAAUGGGUUUUAGCCACCCACCCCAAAGCCCCGCAAGUGGGGAAAAUGGGGAAAACACUUUUUUGGGGCAAAAUGAUUCACUUUUUCACUCUAAAUCUUGAAAGAUAAAGUAAUUCAUCAUAUCAAAUAACACUAGAGCUCUGAAAAAUUAUAAAAAAUAUAGAUAAUUGCUGAGUCUCUCUGUAUUCCUUACUUCGAAAUUGUUUCCAUUUCCUUCUUCAUGUGUAAGUUAUAUUAGGUGGUUGAUUCAUAUUCGCUAUCACUAUAAAGAUCUAAUGACAAAAGAUCAAUUGUUAUACUCUAUGAGCGAUUAGAAUGAAUGUAAAUUGUUAGGAUAUUUCGUAUUUACCCAGAGUGUAGUUUUAUUUUUACUAAAGUGGGAAUUUUAAACCUAAUGAAUUAUUUAACGGUAAAAUAAAAAAUCGAGUGGUUAAUUUAAUAAACAGUAAGAACACAACACAACAAAGAAAAUAAACCGUAGUAACGUUAGAAGUAGCUCACCCUGUCAUAAUGAUUUAGGCAGAACUUUGUACCGAAGGUGCGGAAUAAGCCAACAAAAUAGAUCACAACUCUUAUAUAUUCA
Messenger RNA from Folsomia candida, 2524 nucleotides. RefSeq lists its product as uncharacterized. The record is from RefSeq and is a predicted model, not a curated record. NCBI's taxonomy places the organism in Eukaryota, Metazoa, Arthropoda, Collembola, Entomobryomorpha, Isotomidae. The transcript is spliced from 4 exons. The coding region runs from base 160 to 1155 and encodes 331 amino acids.